GAGGCGCGAGGCGGAAUUGGGGUCUGCUCUAAGCUGCAGCAAGAGAAACAGUGUGUGAGGGGAAGAGGCCUGUUUCGCUCCCGGGUCUCUAGUGCUCGCACGCUCCUUAAGAGUCUGCACAGGAGGAACUCUGCCAUUGCCGGCUCCCUUCUGCAAGAAGGGAAGAGGAAAACAUACAUUUAUUCAUGCCAGUCUGUUGCAUGAAGGCUUUUUGGCUUCAUACCUUGCAACAAAAUAAUUGCACAAACUCCUUAGUGCCGAUUCCGCCCACAGAGAGUCCUGGAGCCAGAGUCCUUUUUGCUUUGCAUUGUAGGCAAGGGACUAAGUGAUAGAGACUAUGUCGCUUUCCUGAGCUCCCGAGAGCGCUCGUGAACUGGAAUCAACUGCUUCAGGGAAAGGAAAAAACAAAAACCAAAAACCAGACUUACCUGGGAGGCGGCGAGAAACUUGCAUUGGAAGCUUCAGCAACCAGCAUUCAAGAAGCUCCUUUCCACUUUAGCACGGUCUCCAGACUCAGAGCCGAGAGACAGAGCAAACUGCAGCGCGGUGAGAGAGAGAGGCAGGGAGGGAGAGACGCUCCAGCCUGGGAACUAUAACUCCUCAGCGAGAGGCAGAACGCUCCUUCCCCGCAUCUUUGGGGGACUUUCCUCGGCCAGGAGUUGAGCGGCCCGCCCGCUCGGCGUGUGCUUGGCCCGGGGAGCCGGGAGGGCCCGGCGAUCGCGCCGCGGCCGCCGCGAGGGUGUGAGCGCGCGUGGGCGCCCGCGGAGCCGGGGCCAUGGUGCAGCAAACCAACAACGCCGAGAACACGGAAGCGCUGCUGGCCGGCGAGAGCUCGGACUCGGGCGCCGGCCUCGAGCUGGGCAUCGCCUCCUCCCCCACGCCCGGCUCCACCGCCUCCACGGGCGGCAAGGCCGACGACCCGAGCUGGUGCAAGACGCCCAGCGGGCACAUCAAGCGGCCCAUGAACGCCUUCAUGGUGUGGUCGCAGAUCGAGCGGCGCAAGAUCAUGGAGCAGUCGCCCGACAUGCACAACGCCGAGAUCUCCAAGCGGCUGGGCAAACGCUGGAAGCUGCUCAAAGACAGCGACAAGAUCCCUUUCAUUCGGGAGGCGGAGCGGCUGCGCCUCAAGCACAUGGCUGACUACCCCGACUACAAGUACCGGCCCAGAAAGAAGGUGAAGUCUGGCAACGCCAACUCCAGCUCCUCGGCCGCCGCCUCCUCCAAGCCGGGGGAGAAGGGAGACAAGGUCGGUGGCAGCGGCGGGGGCGGCCAUGGGGGCGGCGGUGGCGGGAGCAGCAACGCAGGGGGAGGAGGCGGCGGCGCGAGCGGCGGCGGCGCCAACUCCAAACCGGCGCUGAAAAAGAGCUGCGGCUCCAAAGUGGCGGGCGGCGCGGGCGGCGGGGUCAGCAAACCGCACGCCAAGCUGAUCCUGACGGGCGGCGGCGGCAAAGCGGCGGCCGCCGCCUCCGCCUCCUUCGCGGCCGAGCAGGCUGGGGCCGCCGCCCUGCUGCCCCUGGGCGCCGCCGCCGCCGACCACCACUCGCUGUACAAGGCGCGGACUCCCAGCACCUCGGCCUCCACGGCGUCCUCGGCCGCCGCCCUCGCCGCUCCGGGCAAGCACCUGGCGGAGAAGAAAGUGAAGCGCGUCUACCUGUUCGGCGGCCUGGGCGCGUCGUCGUCGCCCGUCGGCGGCGUGGGCGCGGGUGCCGACCCCAGCGACCCUCUGGGCCUGUACGAGGAGGGGGGCGCGGGCUCGUCGCCGGACGGGCCGAGCCUCAGCGGCCGCAGUAGCGCCGCCUCGUCGCCCGCCGCCGGCCGCUCGCCCGCGGACCACCGCAGCUACGCCAGCCUGCGCGCCGCCUCGCCCGCCCCGUCCAGCGCGCCCUCGCACGCGUCCUCCUCGGCCUCGUCGCACUCGUCGUCGUCCUCGUCCUCCUCCUCGGGCUCCUCGUCCUCCGACGACGAGUUCGAAGACGACCUGCUCGACCUGAACCCCAGCUCAAACUUUGAGAGCAUGUCCCUGGGCAGUUUCAGCUCGUCGUCGGCGCUGGACCGGGACCUGGAUUUUAACUUCGAACCGGGCUCCGGCUCGCACUUCGAGUUCCCGGACUACUGCACGCCCGAGGUGAGCGAGAUGAUCUCGGGAGACUGGCUCGAGUCCAGCAUCUCCAACCUGGUCUUCACCUACUGAAGGGCGCGCGCGCAAGAGCAGAAGAAGGGCUGGGGGGCGAGAGAGGAGAACAAAAAGUCAAAGAUGAAGAGUUGAAAGAGAAAAGGGAAAAAAAAAAAAAAAAAAGGAAAAGAAAAUCAGAAGAAAAAAAAAAGUGAGCGGGGGCUGGCUUCGGCGGGGAGCGCGGCGGCGUUUUUUUGGCCCCGCGGUCCCAUCCCCCACCUCCCCGGGCCGGGACGCCUCGGCCCAGCUGGAGGGAUGCGGAGGAGGCGGAGGGUAGACAGGGGCGACCUUUUGUUGUUGUUAUUGAUGUUGUUGUUGAUGGCAAGAAAAGCGACUUUGAGUUUCCUCCCCUUUGCUUGAAGAGACCCCCCCCCACAAGCUUCCGGACUUGUCUGCACCCCCAGCGAGAAGCCGAGUUGUUAGUUUUCUAGAGAACUGAAGGAAUCUCGCCCCUCUCGCUUUGCCACCUUGAUGUUUUUUAUUUUUCUGCUUUUGUUUUUGUUUUUCUUGGUCAACUGAGAAAAGAGGGGGAAAAAAAAAAUCCACCCCGCCCCUGGGGGUUUUGUUCUCAGCCCUUUUUUUUUUUUUUUUUUUCCCCACCCCCGAAGAAGAGAGAAGGCUCCGGGGCGAUGAAUCGUUUGGCCGACGACAGAUGUUUUGGGGUCACGCAGGCUCGAGCUCUAGGAUUGAGGGACUCCACGCUCGCGAAUUCCCCGGGGUUCCCCCCCCCCCAUUUUUUUCUUCCCUUUUUUUUUUUUUUUUUUUUUCUCUCUUUCCCUUGCCUCUGUAGCCGGAGGAGGAGAUGUUGAGGGAAGGAGGCAAGAGUGACCCGCGCGAGGAGAUGAACUGAGCGCCUCGUUGGAAGCCACAGCAGCGAGGGCGGGGGGAGAGAAGGACGCGAGCUGGAAGGGGGAGAAAAAUAAAACUGAAAUGGAUUUGCACGUUCAGGAGACGGUGGCGGCGUUUGCUCGGCCUCCGCCCGAUAGAUACCUGAAAUCAGUGAGGUGAGACUUCACAGACCCGGAGGCGUGGAGGAGAGGAGACUGUUUGAUGUGGUACAGGGGCAGCGGAGGGCGAGUGGUUUUGGGGGAAAACAGAAAAAAAAAAAAGCUUUUUUUUUUCUUCUCUUAAUCGGAAUCGUGAUGGUGUUGGAUUAUUUCACUGGUGGGGUUAAUAUAGCAUGUAUCCUGUCUAUCUUUUAAAGAUUUCUGUAUAAGACUGUUGAGCAGUUUUUAAAAUAGUGUAGGGUAAUAUAAAAAGCAGAUAGAUGGCGCUAUGUUUGAUUCCUACAACAAAAUUAUCACCAGCUUUUUUUCAUUCUUAACUCUUGAAAGGAUUCAAACGCAACUCAAAUCUGUGCUGGACUUUUAAAAGAAAAAAACAAUUCAGGACCAAAUUUUUUCUCAGUAUGUAUGUGUUUCUUCCUUAUAGGUGUAAAUGAGAAGACGUGUUUUUUUCCCUCACCGAUGCUCCAUCCUCGUAUUUUUUUUUUUUUCCUUGUAAAUGUAAUCAGAUGCCAUUUUAUAUGUGGACGUAUUUAUACUGGCCAAACUUUUUUUUUUCUUAUUUUGUCCCUUUUUUCUUUUCUAUUCUUUUUUGUUUUGUUUUUACUUUGCUUUCAUUUUAUUCCUUUAUUUCUUCCUUCCUUCCUUUUUUCUUUUUUUUUUUGGUAGUUGUUGUUACCACGCCAUUUUACGUCUCCUUCACUGAAGGGCUAGAGUUUUAACUUUUAAUUUUUUAUAUUUAAAUGUAGACUUUUGACACUUUUAAAAAACAAAAAAAGACAAGAGAGAUGAAAACGUUUGAUUAUUUUCUCAGUGUAUUUUUGUAAAAAAUAUAUAAAGGGGGUGUUAAUCGGUGUAAAUCGCUGUUUGGAUUUCCUGAUUUUAUAAUAGGGCGGCUGGUUAAUAUCUCACAGUUUAAAAAAUCAGCCCCUAAUUUCUCCAUGUUUACACUUCAAUCUGCAGGCUUCUUAAAGUGACAGUAUCCCUUAACCUGCCACCAGUGUCCACCCUUCAACCCAUGUCUUAUAAAAAAGGGGAGGAGAGUUAGCCAAACACUGUAUGCUUUUAAGAAAAAUACAUUUUUAAACGGAAUACUGUUAUGUCCAGAGGCUUUAAAACUGGUGCAUUUGAACAGCAGAAAGGGAUCCUGUAGCUUUAAUUUGUAAACCACAUCUUUUUUGCACUUUUUUUAUAAGCAAAAACGUGCCGUUUAAACCACUGGAUCUAUCUAAAUGCCGAUUUGAGUUUGCGACACUAUGUACUGCGUUUUUCAUUCUUGUAUUUGACUAUUUAAUCCUUUCUACUUGUCGCUAAGUAUAAUUGUUUUAGUCUUAUGGCAUGAUGAUAGCAUAUGUGUUCAGGUUUAUAGCUGUUGUGUUUAAAGAUUGAAAAAAGUGGAAAACAUCUUUGUACAUUUAAGUCUGUAUUAUAAUAAGCAAAAAGAUUGUGUGUAUGUAUGUUUAAUAUAACAUGACAGGCACUAGGACGUCUGCCUUUUUAAGGCAGUUCCGUUAAGGGUUUUCGUUUUUAAACUUUUUUUUGCCAUCCAUCCUGUGCAAUAUGCUGUGUAGAAUAUUUGUCUUAAAAUUUAAGGCCACAAAAAACAAUGUUUGGGGGAAAAAGAAGAAAAAAAAAUCAUGCCAGCUAAUCAUGUCAAGUUCACUGCCUGUCAGAUUGUUGAUAUAUACCUUCUGUAAAUAACUUUUUUUGAGAAGGAAAUAAAAUCAGCUGGAACUGAACCCUAAAUCUUGACUUUUGUCAUCCUUAUGCCGGAUGCCUAAGACUGGGAGGGCUCUACAGCAUAGAGACUACCCCGUCUGCCCUAGCUUGAAACAGCAGAUAAGUGCUCAGAGAGAAGCCUGUUAAAUGCCAUUUUCUUGAGGAGUACUAAGUUCUUCUUGGCCAGAUUUGGCAGGCCCUGACCCUGAAAUGAUGGCGUCAGCUGAAUGUGUGUCAACUCGGUGUGCUUUCUAGGAAUUUUCUGCAUUUACCACAUUUAAAUAAAUGCCCUUUGUCUUGAGAUUUUAAAGAGGGGGAGGAGGAGUCAGAUGGUCAGAAUUCUUCACAGAUAAAACUGAUUUUUUUUUUUAAAUUUUAUCCUAAAGCUGCUUCCUCCUUGCCCAGUGUUACCAUCUAGCUGUGGCUAAAAUAUUUCCCACAGAUUAAGAAUAAAUUU
This is a messenger RNA of Loxodonta africana (African savanna elephant), 5353 nucleotides long. It is a transcript of the gene SOX4, whose product is annotated as SRY-box transcription factor 4. Gene Ontology annotation, molecular function: RNA polymerase II cis-regulatory region sequence-specific DNA binding; DNA-binding transcription activator activity, RNA polymerase II-specific. Gene Ontology annotation, biological process: anatomical structure morphogenesis; positive regulation of transcription by RNA polymerase II; cell differentiation. The transcript has a single exon. NCBI's taxonomy places the organism in Eukaryota, Metazoa, Chordata, Mammalia, Proboscidea, Elephantidae. The record is from RefSeq and is a predicted model, not a curated record. Bases 776 to 2191 code for a protein of 471 amino acids.